AUGGGAGACCAAGAACCAACCCCCGAGAACCAUACCAUGAUGCAGGGCUUCGAAUGGUAUGUGCCCGCCGACCAGAAGCACUGGGUGAGGCUGGAGAAGCAUGUGCCGCAGCUUAAGGCUUGGGGCAUCGACAACAUCUGGAUCCCGCCCGCAUGUAAGGGUUCCUCCAAGACUGGGAACGGAUACGAUAUUUACGACCUCUACGACCUCGGCGAAUUCGACCAGAAAGGGUCCGUCGCGACGAAAUGGGGAACAAAAGAAGAGCUUCUCAAGCUCGCACACACCGCCAAGGAUAACGGCGUCGGGAUCUACUGGGACGCCGUGCUGAACCACAAGUUCGCAGCCGAUCGCAAGGAGAAGUGCCUCGCCGCCGAGGUCGACCCCGAUGACCGCACCAAGUUCGUCAGCGACAAGUACGAGAUCGAUGCGUGGGUCGGCUACGACUUCCCUGGCCGCAAGGACAAGUACAGCGAGCAGAAGUAUCACUGGUAUCACUUCAGCGGAGUCGACUACAAUGCCAGGAAUGAAAAGUCGGCCAUCUACAAGAUCAUGGGCGACAAGGGUGAUGGGCAGUGGGCUGAAUCAGUCGACGACGAGAAGGGCAACUACGACUUCUUGAUGGGUUCUGAUCUUGACUACGACCACCCGGAAGUGGUAAAAGACGUCCUCAACUGGGGCAAAUGGCUGGCCAAGGAAGUACCGUUGAAGGGCAUCCGAUUUGACGCAAUCAAGCACUAUAGUGAGGACUUCUUGCGCCAAUUCAUUACUGAGCUUGACAAGGAGUUCGGUAAGGGCUGGUUCUUUGUCGGCGAGUUCUGGAAGGACAGUCUCGACGACAUGUCCGAGUACCUGUCGCGAAUGGGCCGUCAGUUCACCCUCUUCGAUGCACCUCUCGUCUACAACUUCAGCGAGAUCAGCAAGGGCAACAGCGCCGACAUGAGAAAGGUGUUUGAUGGCACGUUGGUGCAGAAGGAACCCAUCAACGCUGUGACCCUGGUUAUGAACCACGACACCCAGCCGUACCAAGCGCUUGAAGCCCCCAUCGAGGGCUGGUUCAAGCCCAUCGCAUAUGCGCUCAUCCUGCUUCGCAGCGAAGGUUACCCCUGUGUCUGGUACGGUGAUUUGUACGGUAUCAAGGGAGAGCACCCGUUCCCUCCAUCUUGCGGCGAUGCUCUGUCGAAGUUCACGCUCGCACGAAAGCUCUACGCCUACGGCAAGCAGGCCGACUACUUUGACUACGCCACUUGUCUUGGCUGGGUCAAGUACGGAACCUGGGACCGACCUUUCGGCUGCGCCGUUGUGGUCAGCAAUGCCGGACCUGGCUCCAAGCGGAUGCACGUUGGCGAAUUGCACGCUGGAGAGGUGUGGACUGAUGUUCUCGGGUGGAACGACAAGGAGGUCAUCAUCGGCGACGACGGCUUCGGCGAGUUUGUGUGCUCUGGCACAUCAGUCAGUAUCUUCGUCAACAAGAACGCAGAUGGCAGAGACAAGUUCACCAAAGAAUUGUGA
This is a messenger RNA of Colletotrichum karsti, 1509 nucleotides long. Its product is annotated as alpha amylase. The record is from RefSeq and is a predicted model, not a curated record. Lineage: Eukaryota; Fungi; Ascomycota; Sordariomycetes; Glomerellales; Glomerellaceae. The coding region runs from base 1 to 1509 and encodes 502 amino acids. Gene Ontology annotation, molecular function: hydrolase activity, hydrolyzing O-glycosyl compounds; calcium ion binding. The transcript is spliced from 5 exons. Gene Ontology annotation, biological process: carbohydrate metabolic process.